Molecule: messenger RNA, 1788 nt
Organism: Nerophis lumbriciformis (worm pipefish)
Lineage: Eukaryota; Metazoa; Chordata; Actinopteri; Syngnathiformes; Syngnathidae
Source: RefSeq, a predicted model, not a curated record
AUGGCUUCGCUCGGGCAGGACCGCCGUUACGGGCUGUCGUGCGGGAAAAACAACUCUAGCAACAACAAACACGGACUCAACAGGACGCUUUACCACGUCAAGCUCACCGACACUGCCAUUCGAGCUUUGGAGUCUUACCAGAACCUCAAGGCUAAUUUACCAAAUGAGCCGUCUAUUUGUUUCGAGGGGAAUCAAGGGUACAUCAAGCUGCCAGCUCCAACGGUAGAGUCACCCAAUGCGUUUCGCAUCUUUUCAUUCUACUUAUCCAGCGACUGCAAAGACCAGCCACAAGCAAGCUUCGACUGCAUCCAUCAAUAUGUGUCAAGUGACGGCUGCGAGCAGCUGGAAGGUCAAGGAGUCAUCCAGGACAAGAUCACCGUGUGUGCCACAGAGGAUUCCUACCAGAUGACGCGAGAGAGGAUGUCUCAGGUGGAAAAGGACAGUUGGAGUCGCUCCGCUAUUGAGAUCAAACCUGGAGCUACACAUCCAAGUAAAAGUGUCAAGUUACAUAAGAAGGCACCCGUUUUGUCUGCAUCAGACAGCAGCGUUUGCAGAGCUCCUGCGCCCAGCCGGUGGAGCGGCAGUUUGGCCUCGGCCCACCACAAGUCCCUCAGGGAGCGCAUCAUUCACCUGUUGGCUCUCAAGUCCUACAGAAAGCCCGAGCUGCUGUUAUGGCUGGAGCGAGAGCGGGUUGUUACCAGGGACAAAGCGGAGCUCAGUGCCAUAUUGGAUGAGGUGGCAAAAGUCAACCCCAAAGACAGCAGCUACCUCCUGAAAGAUGACUUCUACAAGUACGUACGGAAGGACUGGCCUGGCUACAAUGAGGAAGAGCGACAGCUCGUUAGUAGGUUGUUGUCGAGGAAGUUGCAGCCUCACGUGAGGGGUACUUCAAGGAAUCCUCAAGCCACAAUCGAGAAGCCGUGUGAGGAUAGAACACUACAACAUAGCCUAACAAAGAACCCGAUUGUGAAACGGACGGUGUCUACAGACUGUCUACAAGCCCUAUCUGCUAAGAGACAAAGGCAAAGUGAUCACACAACACAAGAGCAGCCAGCUAUUAAUGGACUUUUGAACAAUAAGGAAGCGCCUACAAUUACAUCUCCUACUUUGCCCAAAAAAACGGACUUCCAAGGGACUAAUAACACCAUAGGGAGCUACCAUGGAACUUACCAGCACGACUCUCCUCACAAAGUGUCAAACAACUCUGACAUAUCAGAGACUGACCUGCGUAGAACCAAAGCCAUGAGCCACGAGGCACUUCAGGCUGAGUCAGAAUGCGCUCAGCAGCAGAGGAAGAAGAAGUCCAAAAAGCACAAAGACAAGGAGCGGGAACGGUUAAAAGACCACCAAGACAAAAGGUGGUCAGACGACAGUCCAGAUCUCAAAUCAGAUCCAGACAAACUUGGGAAUUGUGACAUCACUAAAGACAUGGACUCUGUGGAGAAGCCAGAUUAUGUACGCACGUAUGUCAGGAUCACAAGCAUAGAGCAACGUCAGCAGUACCAGGAGGAUUUCGGCGCCGAAUACGAUGAAUACAAAGACCUGCACACCCGGAUCGCUGCCGUCACUCAAAUGUUUGUUCAGCUCGGAUCCAAGAUCAAGAGCAUGGCUCCUGGCACGAAAGAACACAAGGUGAUGGAAGAUCAAAUUUUAGAAAAAUACAACAAGUAUCGAAAGAAGUUUCCAGAUUACCAAGAAGAGAAGAAACGUUGUGAAUACCUGCACCAAAAACUUUCAUUCAUCAAGCAGCUUAUCAUGGACUACGACGUCUCUCGGACCUCCUCAUAG